Molecule: messenger RNA, 2260 nt
Organism: Sphaeroforma arctica JP610
Lineage: Eukaryota; Ichthyosporea; Ichthyophonida
Exons: 9
Coding region: 16-2181 (721 amino acids)
Biological process (GO): regulation of DNA damage checkpoint
Cellular component (GO): nucleus
Molecular function (GO): DNA binding; protein binding
Source: RefSeq, a predicted model, not a curated record
CAGUGAAUAGUCGACAUGCUAUCAUCUCGGAUUCAAACCCCAUCAAUGAAGAAUAACACGCAGAAGCGCAAACGCGUUGCUGCAGCUAAGUCGAAUAAAGGGAAGCAAACAGGGUUAACAAAGUGGCUGUCACAGAGCAAUACAAAGUUUAAUUCAACAAAUACGAGUGCACCAAGUGGGAAGGACUUGCCACCACUAGUAAAUGAUGCCGAUGAUUUCGUAAAGGAUGCAACAAAAAAAUCCAGCACCACAGCACAAAAUGCUAAAAGUUCACGCCCGCGACAGAACAAAUCUCGUUCGGGCAGCCCUGUACUUAUUAACGCAGAAUGCGCAGUGCAAUUGACAUGUAAAGCGAAGGGCCUCACUGCUGAGCACUCGCCAGAGACAGUAAUCGUAGAUAGUUCUUUGACACUAUCGAAGAAAGCAUGUGCUACCACCCCAGCCAUGCUCGGCGGAAGUAUAGAUAAACCUACACCGUGCGUAUCUGCUGCAUACCAAUCGAACCUAGACCGAAGUGACGCAACCAUUAAUCUCGUAGAGGCAUAUCCGUUGGAUGCAAAACCAUCAUCUAAAGAUUUGCCGUGCGAUGUUCCACAUACUGCACCGUGCGCAUCGUUCUUUGAGGCGUGCAAGUCGCGCUUGCCAACGGUUGACUCUCAACCAAACUUCAUCGAGCCUCCAAGGGAUUCUUCGUCAGAAAGUUCCGCGAGUGACUGUGACGACACUGCUGGAUCGGACGUUGACUACGAGACGGUCCCAGGUGCACAAAGUAGGAGUAGAAAGUCUAAGGUGAUGUCGCGGGGACCAAGCCCUCCUAGGAAAGAAUUGGAUACCUACGAAAUGCAACGCCAGCGAAACAUUGAAGCGAAUAACAAAAUGCUAGCAGAGCUGGGGUUGAUGGGUGGGUCAAUGAAAACGAAAAGUGCCGGUCUCAUAAAGCCUACAGCCAAGACCAAAAAACCGCUCAAGAAGCGCACAAAAGCUGAGCAGUCAACUCCUCCGCCACUAGAUCGAAGGCGAAGUACCAGGAUAAGGGGGGUGCCAGCCGAGCAGUUUGCCGAGGGAUAUAUAGAAGCGGCCAUUAAGGAACCGAUAUCAUAUUCGUAUGAUGAACCAGGAGAUUUUUUUGAAAUAGGACAGAUUGUGGAUUGCAAGACUGGACCCUUGAAAGUCGCUGGCAGUACACCUACAUGCGCAACUGCAUAUAGGCGAUUCGGUGGUCAUAAUCAUAUGAUUUACUCCAUGUCAUGCUCAGCAUCGAAACGCUUCUUGGUAGCGGGCGGCGGUGAAGGCAAGGUUUCAUUUUUCGACCUCAAUGCAAAUGCGAAGGAGUACGACGUUAACGAUGUACAGUCUUGUAUAGGGACCGUCAAACUCCACUCCAGGUGGAUAUCCCGGGCAAAAUUUGUAAAUGUGCGUGCUGAUUUAGACGCUAUACUGACUACUGCGGACGAUGGCCGCAUGUUGCUCUCAAGUGUCCAGUUCGCUGACGUGGUCGACGGCGUGGAACCACAAUGUAAGCCCCUGGCUUGGAUUGGCAAGGAGCUGCACGCUCGAGGUAUAUACAGCUUCGAUUAUCAGAACGGGCUUAUAGCCACCACAUCGAAGGAUAGCACAGUCGGUAUUACAAAACUGUCGGAUACCACGAUGAGUGUUGUAAGAACGUAUAGUGAAUUGCAUCAAGGAGUUGUGAAGGCUGUCAGGUGGGUGCCGGGGUCUGGUGAACCGACUGCCUUCAUAUCUGCCGGUGACGAUUGUUUGAUGAACCUAUACGACAUUCGCGCCUCUGCCAUAUCAACUACCGUUGAGCCUCAUCAGAAGCGAAUAAACAGCAUCACAUUCCAUCCCCGCGAUGGCAAUCUAUUUCUAACUGGAAGUUCAGAUAAAACUAUCAAGGGCCACGAUCUGCGGAACAUGUCGACACCUGUAUUUUCUCUGAACAGCCACCACCACCCAUCAGUUAAGUCGAGCAGCUUGACAGCCCCUGUUUUCUACACAGAAGGUACCGAAUUUUUAAGUAUAGGAGACAAAACGGACAAUAUCUACGCAUACAACGUGGCGAAGCAGUUGCUCGAUCGCCAAAUGUAUGUAGGAUUUACGCCGAGUUGCCUAUACAAUCACGGGGGCAAAGUGCUUGCCGCCCACGGUAAAACAACUUUAUACGUGCUAGACUCGGUGUGAAACACAUCUGACAGCUGGAGUGAGAGAGUACUUGAAGAUUUGAAAUUGUCUUAUAAAGAGCAAGAUGGUCAGCUCGGAC